CUUGGAUUCACUCUGUGUGGAAACAUCCAGGGAUUGUCCUGAGUUCCUAUAAGAGCUGGACAUGGAACUCCCCUCAACUGACCACCACUCUCUUUUUGCAGGUUGCUGAAAAUGAAGUGGACACUGGUGCUGCUUCUUGGUGGAUCCCUAGCAGGGGUCAGCUGGGGCUGGACGUAUCACUACUCCAACAUCACCAUGACGUGGACCCAGGCCCGAGAGUGGUGCCAGACGUACUACACAGACAUGGUGGUGGUCCAGAGCCAGGACGAGAACGCCGCUCUGGUCUCCUUUUUGCCGAACAAGAACCACAGCCCGUACUAUUGGCUAGGGAUCACCAGACUGCAGAAGGACGGGAAUUGGAUCUGGAUUGGGAAUAACAGCACGUGGGUCGGCGAGGAGUCGUGGGCGGAGAACGAGCCCAACAACAACCAAAGCUGGCCCGUUUGCGUGGAGCUCUACGUCAACGCCCGAGCCAAUCGAGGGAAAUGGAACGAUGAGAAGUGCAGACAGAGGAAAUAUGCGGUGUGCUAUCAAGCUCAAUGUAACGCGACUAUAUGUGGAAGAGGAAGAUGCCAGGAGGCCGUCAAUAACGUCACCUGCCUGGAUGAGCCCGGCUCUGAAGAAGAUGCCUGCCAAACAGUUUCUGUGCCCCCAGCCGUGGAAUGCCCGCUUCUGUUUCACCCCAACGGAUACCUCCGCUGUGGAGAAGGAAACCAAACAGUCAACUCCUCGUGUCAGGUCACAUGUCACCCUGGCUUCCUGAGGAUCGGAUCGGGGGAAGUCACCUGCGGGUCGUCGGCCCGUUGGAGAGGCCCGAGGCCCAUCUGUGCGGGCUAUAAAUUUGUGUUGGUUGCCGUGACCUGCGGAGUCAUCACAUUUUGUUGCAGCUGCUGCAUGUGUAUUAGUUGGAUGAAAAGCAGGAAAGGUCGACAAGAAGAAGAGGCAAGACUGUCCAGUGAAUUAGAAGAAUGAAGAAUAACCUGAGUUUGUGUCGUAUAAUGACUUCAUUUUGUAUUCACUUCAAUUCGUGCUGGAAUAGUUAUAGUGCUUACUUGCUGUUUAAUCCUGCACAGACAGAAAUUUGUAAUCCCUGCAAUCCUGCUUUUUACACCUACAGAAAGCUAUUUGUUCAUUUUAUGUCUAUUAUACAUUUGUCUGUUUGCAUUUUAUGUUAGCAUUUGGUAGCUUUACUAAGGAAAAGCUAAUUGCUUGUUUUCAAUACACAUAAAAAAUACUCAUAAUCCGAGAUAUGCAAUGCAAUCGUCACUCAAUAUUCAGACUGUUUUGCUCAAGGGUGUGACACCGAGUGAAAAGAAUUUGAUCUGAUUGGCACAAAUGUACUAAAUUGUUCUGUUGGAGUGGUGCGCUUCCUGUCUGCCAGGAAAUGCACAUUAAUGAGUGUUGAUGAGGACUGAAAGUUCAGCGACGACUCGUGACUAACACAGUUUCAGGUCAAAGAAGAAAUGAUGUGUAUCACCAUAGGUGACAAUGUGAGAGGAAGCAUGAUUAUAAUUCGCUGGGGAUAGGAACUAGGCAAAAAAA
Syngnathus acus (greater pipefish) is the source of this 1542-nucleotide messenger RNA. Its product is annotated as E-selectin-like. The record is from RefSeq and is a predicted model, not a curated record. Bases 112 to 972 code for a protein of 286 amino acids. NCBI's taxonomy places the organism in Eukaryota, Metazoa, Chordata, Actinopteri, Syngnathiformes, Syngnathidae. The transcript has 8 exons.